CAGGCACAUCUGGCGUUGCAUGAUGAUACUAUUGGCCAUCUUGAAUUUAAAUGAAAGUGAGACUUUCAAAUGUGGCCAAGGAUUUUCGUCUUUUUGGGCAGCAGAAUUCAACGUUUCAGCUAGCAGUUCUACUGAAACAGUCUCUGAACCGUCGUCGCUCGCUUGAUCCACCUCCAUCUCCUUCUCAAUCUCCUACAGAAAGACUUGGCGCCUGUCGGCGAGCUGUGACCGAACACCAGCUGAUGCACGACCGCGGCCAAAACAUCCAGAGCCUCAAGAGACUCAUCUGGCUGUCCAGCGCCAUCGAGGGUCUCCACACUGCCCAGACUCGCUCUGCUGCUUUCAACCCCACAAAGGUCCUGAACCUGGCUCUGAAUCCAAAGCUGGUCCCUGCUGCUGGGAUCCCCCAGCCCAACCGGGUGGAGAGCCUCAUGAGAGACUUCUUUAAUCCCUACCUGACUCAGCAGCCAGACAGAGAGGCGUAACAUCACUUUAAUGCAGAAACAUCAAGCUACUGUUCACACUUAUAAAAUAAAUGAUCUGUGUCCAUUGUUUGUCCUUAGUGCCAAGACACUCAUUCAGCUGAAGACGUGUCCAAAUGUCUCCAAGAGUUUAGAAGCAGAUUACAUUUUUAGUUUUGUUGAGUCUAAGCUUCCUGAAGGUGCAGUUUAUGCACAACAUUACGCCUACAUCGAGGGCUGGAUGAUACAACCAAAACAUUUAAAUGUUUUCAAGCAUGGGGGCGAUUCACAAUUUAAUAAAUGUUUUUCCUAUAAUAAACAGCAAGAGCAAAACAGAGCUAGAGUAUGUGGCUUGUUGGUCUUCAACAGGGGGUCCGGGACCCCUAGGGGGUCCUCAGAGUCAAUGCAGUGAAGCCUCAAAUCAUUGUUCAUUUUUGAAGUUUUUAAAAAAAGUUAAAAUGUCUUAAAGUGCUCAUAU
This is a messenger RNA of Perca fluviatilis (European perch), 939 nucleotides long. RefSeq names its product parathyroid hormone 4 (gene pth4). Bases 51 to 485 code for a protein of 144 amino acids. Gene Ontology annotation, molecular function: hormone activity; peptide hormone receptor binding. The transcript has 2 exons. Gene Ontology annotation, biological process: regulation of chondrocyte differentiation; bone mineralization; osteoblast development. Gene Ontology annotation, cellular component: extracellular region. The record is from RefSeq and is a predicted model, not a curated record. Lineage: Eukaryota; Metazoa; Chordata; Actinopteri; Perciformes; Percidae.